Molecule: messenger RNA, 927 nt
Organism: Lates calcarifer (barramundi perch)
Lineage: Eukaryota; Metazoa; Chordata; Actinopteri; Centropomidae
Product: olfactory receptor 6N2-like
Exons: 1
Coding region: 1-927 (308 amino acids)
Biological process (GO): G protein-coupled receptor signaling pathway
Cellular component (GO): membrane
Molecular function (GO): olfactory receptor activity; G protein-coupled receptor activity
Source: RefSeq, a predicted model, not a curated record
AUGGGUGAUGAAUUAAAUGUAACCUAUGUAAUUCUUGGUGGGCACGUGGAAGUUGAGAAAUACAGAUAUCUUUAUUUUCUGGUUAUAUUUACAGUAUAUAUUCUGAUAAUCUGCAGUAAUUCUACCAUUGUGUACCUGAUCUGGACUCACCAAAACCUCCAUGAGCCCAUGUACAUUUUCAUUGCAGCUUUGUUGCUGAACUCUGUUCUUUUGAGCACUGUUAUUUACCCAAAGCUUCUGGUUGACUUUUUAUCUGAGAAACAGAUCAUAUCUUACUCAGCCUGUCUCUUUCAGUUUCAUAUAUUUUACUCUUUAGGUGGUUCAGAAUUCCUACUGUUGGCAGCCAUGGCCUAUGACAGGUAUGUGUCUAUAUGUAAACCUCUGCAAUAUCCAACUAUCAUGAGGAAAACUACUGUCAGUAUUUUCUUGUUUUUUGCUUGGCUUCUUCCUGCCUCUCAGGUUGCAGUACCAGCUGGACUGAGUGCUAAUAAAAAACUCUGCAGCUUCACUUUGAAAUCAAUUUUUUGUAACAAUACAGUUUACAAACUUCAAUGUGUUGUCUCAAGUGCGCAGAUUAUACAUGACAUGGUCAUUUUGCUGAAUGUCGCACUUCUCCCUGUGCUCUUCAUCCUGUUCACAUACACCAGGAUACUGAUCAUAUCAUAUCGAAGCAGUAGAGAGGUCAGGAAAAAAGCUGCACAGACCUGUUUACCUCACCUGAUAGUUUUAGUCAACUUCUCCUGUCUGUGUGCAUAUGACGUUGUUACAGUUCAACUGGAAUCAGAUUUUCCAAAAACUGUGCGUUUAAUAAUGACAUUACAAAUAGUAAUGUAUCAUCCCCUCUUUAAUCCAAUCAUGUAUGGACUAAAAAUGAAAGAAAUUUCUAAACACCUCAAGAAGCUGUUCUUUCCAGCUAAAAUGAUUUGA